AUGGGUGUUCCUUCUCAGAGUAGUAAUGGGGAAAAAAUGGAGGGUUUUCUCUAUCUUCUUCGCCAUAACAGGUUUGGUCAACAUAGCUCGCGUAAGAGGUACUUCAUCAUCAAAGACAAUGUCCUUAGAAGCUUCAAAACCAAACCUGUUUCUCAAAUGGAGGAGCCAAUUAGAAGUGCAAUAAUAGAUUCCUCCAUCCGUGUUACUGACAAUGGAAGGGAAAAUAUUAACAAAAAGGUGUUAUUCACUUUCACUGCAUAUCAUACUUCAAAUCAAAGGGAUAAGCUUAAGUUGGGAGCAACUAGUCCAGAAGAAGCUGCAAAAUGGAUAAAAUCAUUGCAAGAAGCUGCAUUGAAGGAUUGCCCAAGUCCAACAAGGAAAUAUGUGACUUCCCACCGGAGAAGAAGACGUUCAUCUUUGAGAAAUGGAGGCACAAAAUCAAUAGAUUGGAAACACUCUGAAUUGGAUUUAAAUGGAUACAUAUACUCAGAAGCAAUGACAUCUGAUGUUAUUGCACCUUCAACAUGGAAGAUAUUUGGUUGCCAAAAUGGACUAAGGAUGUUCAAAGAAGCAAAAGAAUGGGAUGCUCUUGGAAGGUGGGGUGAUAGUCAAGCAAUAAUGGCAGUUGGUGUGGUUGAUGGAACUUCAGAGGACAUUUUUAACACCCUUAUGUGUCUUGAUCCUUCAAGAUCAGAAUGGGACUUUUGUGUUAAUAGAGGAAGUGUGGUUGAACACUUUGAUGGUCACACAGAUCUUAUUCACCUUGAACUUUACAAUGAUUGGCUGCCAUGGGGAAUGAAAAAAAGAGAUUUUCUGUUACAAAGAUAUUGGAGAAGAGAGGAUGAUGGCACAUAUGUGAUACUAUAUCAGUCUGUGUAUCAUAAGAAGUGUCCACCACAGAGAGGCUAUGUCCGAGCUUGCCUUAAAAGUGGAGGAUAUGUAGUUACUCCUGUUAACAAUGGAACACAAUCAGUUGUGAAACACAUGCUUGCUGUUGAUUGGAAGUAUUGGAAACUGUAUUUGCGCCCUGCGAAUGCAAGGGCCAUAACUGUUCGCAUGCUUGAGAGAGUUGCUGCACUAAGAGAACUGUUUAAAACAAAAGGAGGAAGUUUCCACACUGAAUCAAUUGCAGGAACAAAAGAUAUUGUUGGGUUGCCACCACUUGAUGAGGACCAAAAGGAUGAAGUUGAAGAAAAGAACAGCAGCAAGAAUAUUGAGGAAGGUUCUGUUGUGGAAGAUGAGGUUCAGAAAGUUGCUGCUUCUAGUCAAACAGGCUUAAUGGGAUUCAAUGAUUCUAAAGAUGAGUUCUUUGAUGUUCCAGACUAUACAUCAGAUUAUUAUGACACACCAAAUGAUUGGAACUCUGAACUGGAGUCAGAAAAAAUGCCUUUGACUCACACCAAAGCAAGCCCUUCUUCAUUGGUCAAAAAAUUACAAGACCUUGCAAUUCCAAAGAAGGGGUUGGAGUUUGAUGUAGACAAGGAGGGAAGUGGAAGAUGCUAUUAUGGAACCACACUCCAAAAAGAUCCAAAGUGUGCAUUACCAUGCUCCUGGGCUGCUUCUGAUCCAUCUUUGUUCUUGAUUCGAGGCGAAACUUACUUAACAGAUAAUCAAAAGGUCAAGGCAAAAAGAACCUUAAUGGAACUGGUUGGUGCAGAUUGGCUUCGAUCCAAUCAGCGCGAAGAUAAUCUAAGUAGUCGUCUAGACUCCAUAGUUCAGGAAUAUGCAGCAAAAGGUGGUCCAGAAUUCUUUUUUGUGAUUAACAUUCAGAUGCCAGGAAACCCCAUGUACUCCAUGGCACUGUAUUACAUGAUGAAAACUCCCUUGGAAGACUAUCCCUUACUGCAGAGCUUUGUUGAUGGAGAUGAUACUUACAGGAACUCAAGAUUUAAGCUCAUACCAUAUAUUUCUAAGGGAUCAUGGAUUGUAAAACAAAGUGUUGGAAGGAAAGCAUGUUUGGUAGGCCAAGCUCUAGAAAUCCGUUACAUUCGAGGGAAGAACUACCUUGAGCUUGAUAUUGAUGUUGGAUCUUCAACGGUUGCAAGGGGGGUUGCUAGCCUAGUUCUUGGAUACCUUAACAACUUGGUCAUAGAAAUGGCAUUUUUGAUACAGGGCAACACACAAGAUGAGCUCCCAGAAAUCCUGCUUGGAACAUGCAGAGUCAAUCAUAUGGAUGCAUCAAAAGCAUUUGUAUUGAUAUAA
Molecule: messenger RNA, 2202 nt
Organism: Arachis duranensis
Lineage: Eukaryota; Viridiplantae; Streptophyta; Magnoliopsida; Fabales; Fabaceae
Product: protein ENHANCED DISEASE RESISTANCE 2-like
Exons: 21
Coding region: 1-2202 (733 amino acids)
Molecular function (GO): lipid binding
Source: RefSeq, a predicted model, not a curated record